AUGUUGACACUGGAUAUAAGUACUGACUGUUCCUCGCGAAAGCAGCUGAUUAAAUUACUUACAUUCAACACAUGGGGUCUCAAAUUUGUAUCAAAACAUCGCAAACAUAGACUUCAGGCAAUUGCCGAUGAAUUAGCCAACCCCAAAACGGUAGAAGAUGACUACGAUAUUGUGGCAUUACAAGAAAUAUGGUGUGAAGAAGACUGGGAUUACCUCGAUCGUGUAUGUCGCAACCGAUAUCCUUAUCGUCGCGUCUUCAAAUCAGGUAUUAUUACGGGUCCAGGAUUGGCGAUUUUGUCGAAACAACCAAUUGUAGAGACUUUUUUAUAUCGGUUUCCAAUUAAUGGUCGUUCCUCUGCGUUUUUCCGAGGCGAUUGGUAUGUCGGUAAAAGUAUAUCAGUGACUAUUUUUCAGCCUCACAAAGAAGGUAGUUUACCUAUUGCCUUAUUGAACAGUCAUAUGCAUGCACCUUAUGGCCACGGUGAUGCCAGUUACUCAACACAUCGCGCAUGUCAGGCUUGGGAUUUUGCCAAAUUGGUGCGCAUGUUGAAAAAAGCAGGAUAUGCAGUAAUACAAGUUGGUGAUUUAAACUCGAAACCUGAAUCAUUGCCGUACAAGAUAUUUACCGUAGAAGGUGGAUUGACAGAUUCAUGGAAUGUGUUACACAAGGAUGAUUUGAUGAACGCUGCGGAGUUGGCGAAAUUGAGUCCCGAAGAUCAAAUUGCUUUAGGUGGAGUCACUUGCAAUUCGCGGUUGAAUACGUGGAGGAAAAACAGGCGUCUUUCUGAAGCGUGUAGAUUGGACUAUGCUCUUAUUGAUGCCAACAAUAUAGUACCGGUAACGGCUGGGGUCAAGUUUACGGGGAUUUUACCAAAACCAUGGCUGUGCUCAUACUCGGACCAUUUUGCAUAUAGCGUCGAGUUUUUGGUGAGCUCUGUUGAUGAGCAUAAAUCACCCCAAAUUGACCAUAAUUUGUUGGAGCGAGAGAAAGUAUACAAGGAACUACUUGCCGAGAUCAAGCACUAUAGACAAACCACCAUACCAUUUCAAGCUAAUUGGAGAAAGAUGUAUUUCAUUACAUCUAUCAUUAUAGUUAUUGGAAUGCACGUGGGGGUCGUAUUUGCUUCUGAAGUUUCUGGCUGGAUCUCUGUUAUAUUUCUCCUCAUUAAUACAUUUGUUUUAGUUACAGGGCUAUUAAAUGGAUUGAUUUGGUCUCUUGGUGUCAGAUCGGAGCUGCGCGCGCUACAAGAAGUGCAAUUACAGGUUGAAGAUGCGUAUACACAUAUUGAAAGUAUCCUUACAAGAGGACAAAAGAAUGGCAUAAGUAAAAAGAAAUUACUGAUUAGCGUUGAAGAGUAUACACCAAACAUCGACUGA
Molecule: messenger RNA, 1377 nt
Organism: Lodderomyces elongisporus
Lineage: Eukaryota; Fungi; Ascomycota; Pichiomycetes; Serinales; Debaryomycetaceae
Gene: ISC1
Product: inositol phosphosphingolipid phospholipase
Exons: 1
Coding region: 1-1377 (458 amino acids)
Biological process (GO): double-strand break repair
Cellular component (GO): cytoplasm; PML body
Molecular function (GO): single-stranded DNA binding; 5'-tyrosyl-DNA phosphodiesterase activity
Source: RefSeq, a predicted model, not a curated record